Messenger RNA from Durusdinium trenchii, 2280 nucleotides. NCBI's taxonomy places the organism in Eukaryota, Dinophyceae, Suessiales, Symbiodiniaceae. The record is from the annotation of a GenBank genome assembly.
CUUGAAAGUUACAGUGGAGAACAUGAGACAAAAACUAAACAGAGCAUAAAAAGUAAUUUCACGAAGGGCAAGAAACCAGCUGGCUGUGUGGGAAUCAUGAGUGAUGGCUGGAUCAAACACCUGUUUCAGUUGUGGCCAAGCGAGGCCAAAUGAGAUUCUGGUGUCAUGCUGGGACGACAAGAUGUAAGUUGAUUUUUCAAGUUGCUUGUGACACUGACUGACUGACCGUUGAGCUUCCGGGCUCAGCGGCAUAUGGGGUAGUCUGGGAGAUAGACCUGUGGGUUUCUGGCGUCACCGCCAGCAGUCACUGUGGCAAUGCCGGCAGGUUCUGCCUGGAUGGCUGCGGUGGCAGUUUUGGCUGCUACAAACCCGUCAAUAGUGUGGGCAGGCAAAGAUACGCACACGUACAACAUGGGAGAAGACGUGGUUGUUUGGACAGACAAGGUUGGUCCUUACAACAAUCCACAGGAGACAUACGAAUACAGCACACUUGGCCUGUGUGAGCUGGAGGGCGAAGAUAUCGCCGUGGAGCAGGGAGAGCUUUCCAUCGGUGAGACUCUUGAAGGGCACGCUUUCUUCUCCUCGCCAAGGUUGGACAUUCAUUUUGGUCAGAACAAAGCCCAGACCCCGCUCUGCAAUAUGAAAUUGAACGAAGAGAAGGCCAAGGCUCUGGCCACCAUGAUCAAUGAUAACUACUGGUACCAGCUCUAUAUUGACGAUUUGCCAAUAUGGGCUUUCGUUGGAGAACAUUCCAAAUUUGCCCUAGAUGUCAGCCGGUUUUCGAUGAUGUACCGUGACAACAACAAGUCGCUGCAGAUGCCUUCCGGAGCAGCACCACCUGUUCCAAAGCACUUAAAGGGAAAGCCUCUCCCGCGAAUCUACACUCAUCGGCACUUCACCCUCUUCUACAACAAUGAUCAAAUCAUAGAGGUAGACAUGGAGCCAUCCAGCCCAUGGCCGGUCUAUGUUGGAGCUCCGUUGAACUUCUCCUAUACCGUUCUCUGGUUUCAUACCGACAAAGAGUUCAAGGACAGAACAAAUCGGUACUUGGAUCCCAAGUUCUUUGAGCACAAGGUACAUUGGUUUUCAAUCGUCAACUCUUUCAUGCUGUGCCUUUUUCUAUGCACCGUUGUUGCCAUCAUCUUGAUGAAGACCCUCAAGCAAGACUUUACGCGGUACUCUGCCAGUGAAGCUGAAGAACUGGAGAAUUUGGAUGGAGUAGGUGACGAAAGCGGUUGGAAGCAAGUGAACGGCGAUGUGUUUCGAAAGCCAGAUCAUCUAGCAAUCUUUACUGUGGUCUAUGCAUCCGGCUGCCAUUUGGCAUGCACCGUCUUCAUCGUUCUCAUUUUUGCGAUAUGCAACUCGUACUAUGCAUCCCGCGGUGCAACUGCAGGGUCAUUUGUCAUUGCAUAUUUGUGCACUGUCAUUGUUGGUGGCUAUGAGGGUGGCAGAAUAUUCAGAAUGUUCGGCGGACAGCAAUGGAAGAGGACCAUGGUUUACCAGUGCUUGUUCAUGCCUGGAGUUGUUCUCAUCAGCUUCAUUGUCAUCAACACGACGGCAAUCUUCUACAGGGCUACAAUGACAGUGCCGUUCAAGACAAUUUUCAUAAUUAUUGUGCUCUUUCUGGCUGUAUGCGUGCCGCUGCACACAGUUGGCACACUGCUCGGACGCAGAGCAGCCUCAGAGCGGUCAUUCCCUUGCCGAGUUCAUCACUUGAAGAGGCCUAUACCAACAAAGCAUUGGGCCUUCACGCCUAUAAUGACCAUGGUUGCAGGAAUAGUACCAUUUGGUUGCCUCUUCAUUGAGAUGUACUUCAUCCUGUCCGCAGUCUGGAGCCACAACAAGAUUUACUAUGUGUACGGCUUCAUGUUUGCCAUCCUUGUCCUUCUAUGCCUGGUAAUAGUCUGUGUCAGCAUUACUUGCACCUACAUCCUCCUCAAUGCAGAGGAUUACAGGUGGCAGUGGCAGUCGUACAUUAGUUGUGCAGCGACAGCCCUCUACGUUUUCCUCUACACCAUUCACUACUUCUACAACUCAACGCAAAUGUCUGGCUUUCUACAGACUGUGUACUACUUUGGCACCUCAUUAAAUUUCUGCAUUGGUCUAGCUCUAUUUUGUGGCUCACUGGGCUUCAUUGGUGCAUCGAAAUUUGUCUUCCUCAUAUACAGUAACAUCAAGGCUGAGUGAGGAGGACGCAAUAGCAGUCCUACCGGUCCUGGUGCAUGCAGACUUGAAACACUGAGUGGCAUUGUACCUCUGCAAUUGUUGCGAUUCGAGAUC